CGGAGAGUUAAUCUCACAAUCUGUGAUCCGAGCUUGGAUCACGCCGCGCGCAUCCGAACUUCGGGCCAUGCCUUAACCUCGACUCAGAACUUCCUGACAGGUCAAUUGAUUUGCUGCCCAAUUUCUCUCGAGGACAUUCGACCGCCUCUCUGUUUACGCCGUCUUGGAUCUACAAUUUUGUUUCUCUGGUUCCAGCUCGAAUCAGAACACAUAUAACUUUGUGUCACGCGAUCUACCGAAUUGAUCUUCAGUCAUGGUCAAGCCAUCAUCAUGGCUACGAGGCAAGGGCCUAUCCAGCAAGGCGUCCUCGAAGUCGCUCAACAAGCUGGAGGAGGAGUCCGCAUUGUCGACAACUAUGGAUGCUAUGAACUGCAUCAUGGCCGAUGAUCUGGAGCGCGCAAAUCACAUCUUGAACCAAACUGAGCCAAAAUCGGCGUUUCCUGCACUCGGGCGUGGUGUUUUGGCCUUUCUGUCGGCAACCCUCGGUUUUGAAGCUGAUAUGAUCAAGGAUGCUACUGAGAAGCUCAAUCUGGCAGAAGCGACAGCUGUCAGAUAUCGAUUGAGGGCCCAGAAAAGCCGUCACAAAGCCAGCUCGUUCCCUCCCGGUACUGAAUACUAUGUGGCGGUUGCCGAAGCCCACCUCAUGGGUGCUGUCGUGUUAUUUCUGAGCGAGAGUGCGAUCUCUAGUGUCAAGUCGUUUUACAAGCUUCGCAGGGCCUACCAGAUUCUUGCUGAGAUUUACAACAGCAACCUCGACGAAGGGAGCGAGGCUAUCGCUGCACCUCCUCCUGACAAGCACUCUGAAGAAGGGGCUUCGGUACCUGGUUCUGGAGAUGGCAGUGAGAAUGAGGAAGAUGAAGAAGAUAUUGCCCAGUCUUUGGAGGCUUUGGAUCUGGAUCUAUCCAACGAUCAGGAGCUAGAGCAUGCUGAUCUCGAGAAUCUUGAACAAAUAGUCUCUGAAAAAGGCCCUAUUCAACCAGCUCCCAAAUUCAAACCAUUUGCAACUUCAUUGGCAAAGUCUUCCGGAGAAUCGGCUGUCAUUGAUGAGUUUGUGAAAUCGGGUGUCAAUCUUUGCUUCGGAGUUUUGCAGUUAGUUAUAUCAAUGAUCCCUCCAGUUCUCGGAAAGGUCCUUUCGAUCAUUGGUUUCAAGGGAGAUAAAGAGUCCAGCAUCUUGAUGCUUUGGGAGGCAUCGAAGUCAGAGAACAUCCACGGCGAUCUUGCCCUCUUGACCUUACUACUCUAUUAUACGGGACCAGCGCAAACUUGUGAUAUAGAGGUGGAAGGCGCGUACCCUAAAGAAAGACUGAUUGCAGCGUUGGAGAAAACACGCAAACGCUUCCCGAAUAGCGCACUGUGGCUCCUGCAGGAAUCCCGUAUACAAGGCAUGAAUGGACAUCUUCCUGAGGCAAUCCAGACUCUGCAGACACCAAUGAAAAUCCAGAUGCGACAGAUGGAGGCUCUCGUGGUCUUUGAGAUGGCCAUGGGUUACCUGGACAUGCACGAGUAUGAGGAAGCGGCUCGCAAUUUCAUUUUGAUGACACACCUCAAUACUUGGUCGCAUGCGCUCUACCAUUACGUUGCUGCGGCUUGCUAUGUUGAGCUUUAUAGAGCUGAGAUCCGAUCAGACAAUCCUGACCCAGCUAAGCGGGACAGAUACAAAAGGAAGGUCGACAGGUUUCUCACAGACGCUCCUGGCUUGGUUGGCCGCCGUAAGGUCAUUGGCCGUCCUAUGCCGCUUGAGCUUUAUCUGACUCGCAAGAUAGCCAAGUGGAGGUCUUGGAUGCCUGCUAAUGACAAAUCUGCAAGUAUUGUGGAUUACGUCGGAGGCAGUCCGGCAAACGAGAUUAUGUACAUUUGGAAUGGCUAUAAGCGGAUGCCUCGAGAAAAGUUAGUCCAGUCGCUUCAGGAGCUGAAUUAUUUCCACUUGGCAAAGCCAUCUGAUGUCGAUGUGAAGGCGGUGCCUGAGCGCGAGACGCCAUUCUUCAAAGAAUACGCAAAGACGAUCCCGCAGAUAGAGGAGGUAGAUGAGCUUGCAGUGAGGAGCUUACUGCAAAGCGUUGUCUUGCGUCAUCUGGGUGAACAGGAAGCUGGAUUCAAGAUGCUGACGGAAGAAGUGAUGCCUGUACAGAGACCACAAGUGAAGGGCAAAGAAGACUGGGUUAUCCCAUGCGGUCUGUAUGAGCGAGCAGUAUUCGAGUGGGUGACCAAGGGGAAGCAAGGGAAGGAGGAAACAGAAAAGUGGCUGACCAAAGCGGCCAAUUACGGCCACGAAUAUGAGCUCAGCACAAGAAUGGGAUCACGAGUCCAGACGGGUUUAGAGAUGUUGAAGAGCGCGUAGGGCUCUUUUGUGAAUUAUAUAUAGAGUGGAGUGGAUUGAGUCCGCUAAGUGUCAAUAUUGAUGUACAUAUGGUGAAAUGUUGCGUAUCAUAGCUACAGGGAUCAAAGCAAUAUUAAAGAUAUUUUUUAUAUUUUUUAUAUCUUAGAGGCUCCAACUGUAUGCCGUAAUUCGAAA
Myxozyma melibiosi is the source of this 2512-nucleotide messenger RNA. Its product is annotated as outer membrane protein Iml2/Tetratricopeptide repeat protein 39. Lineage: Eukaryota; Fungi; Ascomycota; Lipomycetes; Lipomycetales; Lipomycetaceae. The coding region runs from base 254 to 2338 and encodes 694 amino acids. The record is from RefSeq and is a predicted model, not a curated record. The transcript is spliced from 4 exons. Gene Ontology annotation, cellular component: cytosol; mitochondrial outer membrane; nucleus.